AUGACCAGCUGUGUGGCUAGAGGGCUCAAUGAGGAGUGUGGUGAACCUGCUGGAACGAUCGUGAUGGAAGCCGUUUUGAGGCCGUUCAUCAAAGCUGCCACUAUUCUCGAAGAGCUUGGGCCACGUGCCAAAGGACUCGUUGCUCGUCAGAUGCCGGAAGAAUGCCGAUUCCUAGUCGAGAUGGAGCAGCUUCAGAAUAUCAUCAACGGAACUGAGCCGGAGGAGGCAAGCAGUGAGGAAGGUAUUGACAGCGGUAUGGAAGGCAGUUCGAACAGCACUAUGGAAGGAAGUGCCGAAGGUAGCGGCGGCGAGAGUACCGGCGAAGAAAGCGGUGGCGGUGAAGAGGAGAAGUCUGAGCAGUCGGUCAGAAUUGAGAAGCUUCGCUGGUACAUUUUGAGUGUUCUGGUGUACAAUGUUGCAGCGCAAUGG
Ostertagia ostertagi is the source of this 429-nucleotide messenger RNA. The record is from the annotation of a GenBank genome assembly. NCBI's taxonomy places the organism in Eukaryota, Metazoa, Nematoda, Chromadorea, Rhabditida, Trichostrongylidae.